GAUCCAUUGCCAGCUGAAGAAAUUGCAAUUAUGAUGAUGGAAUGUUCUAAAUACGAGGAAUUCGACCUGCAGUCAAUUCAAGGUUUAGAACUGGCAGUUCAACCCAUCACUGAUCGCGAUAUUAUUGAAUUAAUAGUACUUCGCCAACUCAACACUCUGUCCAUGGUAGUGAUAAUAGUAAUGUCUACUAUUAUCGGGAUAUUUCUGUUGUAUACUGGAGGAGCUGUGAUUGUAAAAGUGAAGACUGACCGCCUUAUUGAAGAAGAACGGCAAAAAGUUCUUCGAAUCACUCCAGCAGCACCAGCAGCACCCACGGGUGAGAUGUACGUGAUGCAGGAUUUAUCACAAAUGCCAUCGACGAGUCAGGAACCACCACGUCAUCGUAUUGCAACGGUGUCACGACAUCAGUGA
Haemonchus placei is the source of this 411-nucleotide messenger RNA. NCBI's taxonomy places the organism in Eukaryota, Metazoa, Nematoda, Chromadorea, Rhabditida, Trichostrongylidae. The record is from the annotation of a GenBank genome assembly.